Molecule: messenger RNA, 5372 nt
Organism: Trichosurus vulpecula (common brushtail)
Lineage: Eukaryota; Metazoa; Chordata; Mammalia; Diprotodontia; Phalangeridae
Gene: C7H2orf72
Product: chromosome 7 C2orf72 homolog
Exons: 3
Coding region: 198-1229 (343 amino acids)
Source: RefSeq, a predicted model, not a curated record
AAGUGGGGAGGCACGUAAGCCCCUGGUCGGGAGGGGGGCGAGGGGGUUGGUGCCAGCGCCUCAGCCCCGCUGCGGGGGCGUGUCCCGGGGCGGGCAUCCCCAGGCCCCGGCUGAGGAGGGGCCAGCCUAGUGGCCGCGGAGGGCCGGCGGCGGCCAGAGACUCGGUGCAGGGCGGCUGGCUCCGGCCGAGCGGGGCCAUGGAGCUGGGGGCGGCGGCGGCGGCUGGGCCCGGGAACCUGCUACAGGCCCUGCUGGAGGGCGCCGGGGGCCGGGGCCGGGUGCUGCUGGUGGCCGAGCUGUGGGAGCGGGAGCAGAGCCGCAGCCUAAUGAGGGACUUCGCCCGCCACGUCUUCCCGGAGCCACGGGAGGAAGAGGAGGAAGAGGAGGAGGAAGAAGAGGAGGAAGCAGAAGAGGAGGAAAAGGAGGAGGAGAAGGAGGAGGAGGAGGAGGAGGAGGAGGCGCGGGCGGCUGGCAGCAAGCCCGGAGGCCCGCAGAAGGCAGAGGCUGGGAAAGCCAGCGGCAAGCCCGGAGGCCCGCAGGAGGCGGCGGCGGUGGCGGAGGCGCGGGCUCCGGGCCGCGGAUCCCCGGAGCGGGCCAUCCGCUCCCCACUCGUGUUCGUGCUGUGCCGAGAAGCUUCCCUGCGGGCCCGGGAGCCGCGCCUGCGCCUGCGGGAGAUCCUGCGGGACGUGCGCGCCCGGCGGCGGCAGCGGCCUCGUUGGCGGCCCCGGUGGCGGCCCCCGCCUUGGCAGCACCCGGGGGACUGCGGCGGAGGAGGCGACGCAGCGCUAGUCGGCGUCCUGGUGGAGGAGCCUGGCGGCGGCCGCGGCGACAACCAAGGCGCGGAAGGGGGAAGCGAGGCCGAGGCCAUGCACCUGCUGGAGGCGCUGUUGCGCUCGGUGUUCGGCCGGGAUGUGGGCGGCCCGGUGCAGGCGGCCUCCUACUGCCCUGUGCGUCCGGGCAGCGCCACAGACGUGCAGAGCGCAGCCUGCAGGGCCCUGCGAGCAGCCGCCGGCCAGUGGCCGCCAGAGAGGACGAGGGGGAGGCUGGGAUUCCAAAGGCUGCUCAGAUGCUUUCCUUGGUCAUCGUGGAGCAGGAGGAAGGCCCGGGCCAACAGCACCACCAGUGGCCCAGCUGAGGAUGGUUUCCAGGACCCCUCAGAGGAGCUGGCACUGACAGUUCUGUCUCCCAAUGGACACUGUGAGGACAUCGAGGGAAGGACAGGAGCCUAGACACCCCAGGCCACCAUCCAGAUCCUGGAAUAACAGGCUGUGAGCACCAAUGGGACUUAGGACCUUUGGGUUCUGUCCCUGCCCCUCUGCCUCAUCUUGAAGACUGGAGCUGGGCCCUUCUCUGUUCACUCUGUCUCCAUCCCAAGUGGAAGGUAAUGGUACCUGCCAACUCUAUACCUUCCACAAGUGUGGUUAGCCUGGGCUGGUGAUCGGAGACGAAGUGUGCCUCACUGACCUGAGCAGCAGAUGGCAAAAUUGGGCUCUCUGGGAUCUGCUCCUAACCCAGAGCUAUCUUACUCUGUGAUCAAGGCUGUUACUUCAUUUCUCUAUGCCUCAGUUUACCAGUCUGUAAAUUGAGGAGAAGAUAAACCUACCUUGUAGUGGUGUUAUAUGAAGUCCCUACCUUGGGAAGGGUGACAUAGGACUUUGUAGAUCUACAGUGUUAUAAAAAAUCCUCUGUGUUGGUCAAUGUGCAUGAUGGGCUUUGCGUGUGUACGCAGUCAUACAUAUCCUUCAUUUCCACUGUCAUGUAGUGGAAAGAACAUUAGCCUAGAAUUUAGAAUAACUAGGCUCUGAUACUAACUCACUAACUGGAAAACUAGGGGCCUCCAUUGCCUUAUAUAUAGAAUGAAGGGAAUGGACCAGAUGACCUUAAAAGGUCUUUUCCAGCUCCGACUUUCCUAGAUUGCAUCCUUGAGGAUAUAUAAAUACACCUUGAGGAUAAACACAGCAUAAAUAAAUACACUGUUAAAAAAAGUGUCUUAAAAGCACUGGAAGUUCAAGCCAAGUCUGUACAUAAUUUGGUUUUUUAAUGUUUCAUUGAUUCCCUUUGCUUUUAUACCAAAUCAUUUUCUUUAGCCCCCUGGCUCACUUGUAACCAAGAGAAAACAUCAAAGUAGAAUCAAUCAGCACUGGGAGCUGUCCUGAUGGCAGAGCCCACCGGCCAGUAAGAGGCGGGAGGCUCACUCCAUUAACUUGACCUGGGACUAAAAUAGCUUAUUUGAAUUCUUCAGGCUCUGAUGCCUUUUUGUGUCAACAAAUGUUUACAAUAUUGCACUCACUGUAAGACCAUUGAUGUUUUACUGAACAGAUAUAGCACACAUUUCUCAAAGUGUUCUUUAGAGAGUCUUGGUAAGAACCCUGCACUGCAGAUCGUAGCUGGUUCUAGAAUUGACUUUGCCACAAAUAUUUGUCACCUCAUAUUUCUGGACUUCAAUUUCCUCCUCUGCAAAAUGAGUUUGGAUUCGAUCUCUGAGGCCCUAUCCAGCUCUAAAAUUCAGCGAUUCUUUUGUUUUUUACAACCUGUUCAUUUCAGAAUCUAUCCCACCUCUGUCCCCUACCCAGAAGCUCUCCCCUGUGAUGAAGCUCUGAAUUUCUUCCCCAGAGCCAGGCAGGUGACCUCUCCCCCUUCGGAGUUCCAAGGUCCCAGAAGGGUUGGAGUAUUUCUUCUCUACUUCAAUGGCUUGAGCCCCCACCAGCCAUGUUUCCCCCUAUUGUUAGGGACAUAAGACUAAUGCCCUAGUUCCAUCAAACCACUUAAAAUCUUUUGGCUUUUACAAAGGGGUAUUUACUUCAAAGACAUAGCAAGAACAAAUGUACAGACAUUUUUCCCAGUGCCCUUGGGGCAUCCUCUCCCUUAUUAGAUCAGUUCCCAUGUAACAUAGGCCCCAUCAGAUUUAUACCCAAUGGCUGACUGAUCCUGACUCCAGCUACUUCUGGGCUCAGAGCCCCAGAGUCACUUCUGAAGAUGACUGAUUCCUCUUUGUUCCUCGAGCAUCAAUGCUAUGUUGGCUGUAAAAUCCAGCCUGGAUUCCAGCUCCCAGAUUCCUAUGACUCAGUCUCCCAACUUUCUGAAACUUCCAUAAUUGGAAUCUCUGCUAUUUAUAUCCAGAUUUGAAAAGUGCACAUGAAAAGGUCAAGGAUGGAGGUUUGUUUCUUGGAUCACAUGGCUUUGGAGAGGCCCCAAUACUUUUCCCUUUAGGUAUGAUCUCUGUGAACAAAGAAGCCUCUGAAUAAAGCAGAGUGAUGAAGAGAGGGUGGCCAAUGGUGACAGGUGAAGCUCCCCCUUUCCACAUCCAGUUUGCCACUGGAACCAGUUACAGAAUGUCUACACAUGCUCUACCCUCUUCUAAGAAACUUCCCAUUCACAUCCUUACAAUUCUUCAGGAAGCAAGGUCCUUAAAUGUCCCUCCAUGUGGAGAGGUUGUAUCAGCCAAGGAAGCUGAUGGGGUCUAUAUGUGUCAGACCCCCAUUACAACAAAACAGAAAAGAGAGAGAGAUACAGCAGAUUCAUUGAAACUGGCCCAUCAAACGAAGUCUGACGAUGUAUGCAAUGUUCAGCACCCAUAGUCCCCCACCUUGCAAAAAAGGGAAGGAGGUCCCUCUCCACAUCUUUUCUUCAUGGCCAAUCAUGAUCAUGACCAGCUCUGCCUAGAAUGCUUCAUAGAAAAGAGGCCAAAGGCUAGACUUCAUAGACUUCUAGACUUCCCCAGCUCCCAGAUUCUUUUCCUAGAGCAGUUCUGAAUGAAGAAUGGAAUUCAAUUGGGAGCAGCUUGGGCUUAGGAGUCAAGAUGGGGCUGUACCAAGAGCCCAGGCAGGGAAAGACUGCAGCCUUGUGAGAAGGGAGAUUUCCAUUCUGUGGCCCAUCAUCUGGAAAUGUUGGCCCUGGGAACCGAGCUCCCCAUCAAGCACACUGAAUGAAGAGGAGAUUAGCAGUUGGGGGGUAACUGGAAGUAGGAACCAUUCCAGAUCUUAGGCUCCAGGCAGGGUCAGAACUACUCUUGGGGCCAUUUAGUUAUUGUUCUGAGUAACAGAGUCUUCCCCCUAGUGUCCAGGAAUCUGAGCCAACCUUUUAUGAAGAGCUAAAUGAAGCAUUUAUUCAUUUCCCCAGGGAAACUAGGAACUCCUCUUCAUCCUGCCCCCCAGUCUAUAAGGAAGAGAGAUGGGCUAGAAUCCAGUUCAGCUCUUGAUUCCUUUCUAAGGAGACACAGUCUCAUGGAAGGAUGUGCAACUUCUGCCAAGACAUUUCAAUGCUCUGUGUUUCCCAUUUGCCAAAUGAAACGAUGCCAACUUCCACCUCUUAAAGCUGUCUCAAGGGGAAGAGUGUGUGCCAGGACUGGCUUAGAGACCAAGCUAUUUCACCAGACACAAAAAUGGCUUGAGUAAAACUGACCCUGGAGUUUGUUUGGUUUUGUUUGUUUGUGGCUGAUAUCUUUUGUUUUUAUUUUACCUUCAUCUCCCAUGAGGAGCAAGGUAGCAUAGAGGAUGGCAAACUGGCUUCAGAACAGGGGAAACCUGGGUUCAAGGCCUGCCUUUGACCCAUACAGGCUCUGUGACCCUGGGCGAGGAGUUAAACAAAACUGACUGAUGCAUUGAUCAUGUUCAACAAUGUAUACAAUAUUCCAUACCCAUAGCUGCCCCCUUUCUCCACCUCUCCAAUACGUUCUAGUAUUUUCUGUGAAAAGGAGUCAUUCUUAAUGUAUGUGUUCAGUGACUGCCCAUUGGGUGCCUGCUAUGGGCAAAAAACUGGGCUGGGAAUGGAGAUGCAAAUUUCCCAGAUCCUGCUGAUUCAAGGCUCGAAGAUGAGCACUACCUAGCCUGGGCUCUCGGUUCUGCCCUUUCUGAGCCUGUGCUUUCCAGAGCCUCCAUUUCCUCAUCUGUCCAGUGUUGGUGGAGGGUGGUGAUAACACAUUCAUCAGCAGCUACCUCUGGGCUGUUGGUGGGCAUGAGACUUUGGAAAUGAAUGAGAAUUCAAUGCCAGAGACACAAGCUAUCACUCUUGUGACCAUUCACACCCCUAACUCAUGAAGGCCAGCAAUCUCGCACCAACUUUCCUACCCUUGAGCCUUUUCUACAAACAGUAAAUUCACCAAUGUUGGUGCACCUAUUUUUUCUUCUGAAGAGAUGGUUGUUAGACCUGGAAGGAGCUUCCUUUGUGAGGUUGACCAUCUCUGAGAUUUUUAAAAAUGGGAGGAAUUCCUGAACCACCUGAGUGGUCCUCAGGCUGGGAUCUGGGAGGGUCUUCUAGGAAGCCUUGGUGCCAUUAUCCUUUUGUUCAUUUCAUGUUUUUGAUAUAUCAAUGUUUAACUUUUUCCAACAUGAAAUAACAAUCUACUUAUUUAAUAAAAACCAGACAACACCUUA